Molecule: messenger RNA, 6338 nt
Organism: Leucoraja erinaceus (little skate)
Lineage: Eukaryota; Metazoa; Chordata; Chondrichthyes; Rajiformes; Rajidae
Product: podocan-like protein 1
Exons: 4
Coding region: 626-2629 (667 amino acids)
Molecular function (GO): protein binding
Source: RefSeq, a predicted model, not a curated record
CGACCUCCGCGCGGCCCCCGCUUCCGGUUUGGUCACGCUUGCCGCAUGCAGGUCGCACGCUCGUGGAACAGGCCCUUUAAGCUAAAAAGCGAUGUCAUUUAGUCUUUUACAUUUCCACACUUGGAUAAAAGUUCUGACUGUCUAUCUUAUCAAAAAAAAGGGUGGCACAGCAACAUCACGGUAGAUUUGCUGCCUUACAGCGACAGAUACCCGGGUUAAAUCCUGACUACAGGUGCUGUCUGUACAGAGUUUGUACGUUCUCCCUGUGAACAGGUGGAUUUUCUCCGGUUUCCUCACACACUCCAAAGGCGUACAGGUUUGUUGGUUCAUUAGCUUUGGUAAAAAUUGUAAAUUGUACUUUGUGUGUAGGAUAGUGUUAGCACGAUUCUAGUUUGCUCCAUGACCUCUUGUGAUCUUUCUCCUCAGGGCCGCACACACACAUGCUCUCUUUCAGUGUUUGCUUGUGAAAAUCACAGUGUGGGGACACAUAGACCGCUGGGCACUUCUGCCUUAUAAAUCGGGAUAAGAGGAUGUCUGAAGUGACCAGGACCGCAGUGAUAAAUGGGCAGCAACUUCUGCUGGAGUCCAAUGCACCGUCUGUGAUAAAGUCCAUUUCUGCCGAAGGAUGAAGAAAUUUGAAGGCCGAGGGAAGCCUUUGGUGUGGGCUUUGCUGUGGGCAUCUCUGCUGCUCAAAACCUCAGCUGUCAACCCACAAAACACCAUGGAGGGCAGGCAGAUUGAAGUGCAGAUAACAGGAACCUUUCUGCCGUCGACCCAGACACCGACCAAGGAGACUGUGCCUCAGGAAGACGAAGGUCUUCCAAUAUCUGGAGUUGAGAUACUUCGUGUCACUCCAGAAGAUAAAAUGCUUGUGGCCGGUUACGAGACCAUCGUGACUGGUGACGGUGGGCCUUCACCGGCGUCGCACAGCCCCGCUCAAAGCCCCAAUUUGCAAAAUCCCAAACGGACCAACAUAGCGACCAGCGUGCCCCAUGACACUAGUCCCAGUGGGAGCUCCGCGCCAACUUUACAUGAGAGACCUAGCAACAUCCAGGCUCCUCAUCAAUUAGAAACCAAUGUGGCCACAGACGUCAUGAACACGAGCCCAACACCAACACACCGCCCAACCGUGAACCGUUCUCUCACACCGGCCAAAGGUUCUUCCCAACACGCUAACUACAUGCCAACAGGUGGUCACUUGGCCAAACGCUUAGGACCUCAGUUGGCAAUGAAGAACCCACGCCGGCCCUCAGCUCCCAACAUAUCAGGGAACUAUUCCGCCACCAUCCUCUGGAGGCCGGGACGCGGGAAGAACGUCACCAAUGGCAACGUCAAGCGGUCAAAGCAGCACAAACUCACCAAAGCCACAAAGAAGUGUCAGAAACAGCCAUCUGCCAAGCUGAAGGUAAAGUCCCAGGUCCCUGGGAAACCAGGUCGGACAAAGCUGCAACAGGGGCAGCAGAAGAGGAAAAACGUGAAGCCAAAAGCGUUCCCCUACUUUGAAGAUCAUUACUGUCCCCCACAUUGCACGUGCUACGGAAGGGUUGUCCAAUGCUCAGAUCGAGGACUUAACAGAUUCCCGUACGGAAUCCCCUUCAACACCAGGAGUCUCUUCCUCAUGAACAACCAGAUCGAUGUGAUUCCUAUGGAGUUACUGAGCGAGUAUGUAUCGCUUGAGUUCCUCGUGCUCAACAGCAACCGGCUGACAGACGCUGGGCUGGAGGGCUCUCUGGAGCGUAUGGAGAAGCUGACUCGCUUGUACCUGGACCAGAACCAACUCUCCCGUGUUCCCGUCACUCUGCCCCCUUCCCUGGAAGAGCUGACGCUCAACUCAAACAACAUCAGUACCAUGUCAGCUCGAGACUGGGCAACGUACAGGAACCUCCGAAUCAUCAGCCUCAAUGAUAAUAGACUAAUGGAGGGAUCCAUCCCUGCAGGAGCACUUGGUCCAAUGCAGAACCUUCACACCAUUAAAAUGGAGCACAAUCUCUUGGCUGCUGUCCCCACCGACCUUAGCACCAGCCUACGAGAGUUGUACUUGGAAGGGAAUCAGAUUCAGAAAAUAGCGGACAAUGUACUUAGCAGCUCUUCCGCACUCACACAUCUCAGUCUCCAUAACAACCAGGUCAAUAACAGAGGCAUUGGCCAAAAGGCUUUCCAACAUAUGAGCAAACUUGAAUAUUUGGAUCUCGGUAAAAACGCCCUCACUGCUGUUCCCAAGCAACUUCCUUGCUCCUUGAAGAAGCUGAUUGUUGAAGGGAACGCUAUCGGUGCCAUCAGGAAAGGUAGCUUUUGCAACACGUCGGACUUGGAGGAGGUUUACCUGGCGCACAACCGGAUCGCCCUGGUGGCCACUGGGGCGUUACGGGGGAUGGCCCGCCUCCGGUUUGUGGACCUGAGUCACAACCGUCUGCUCCAUGUGCCCCGGCAGCUGCCGUUAACCUUGUACUAUCUCUACCUGCACGGCAAUCAUAUCUCUCACUUCCCCAGAGACGCCUUCUGCGAUCGUGAGUGGGCGAGGAGCCAUCUAAUACUCGUGCGCCUUGAGAAGAAUAAACUGGACCCGGACCAGGUAGACUCCCGGGCUCUGAGGUGUCUUCGGGGCCACCAGGUGAUUCAUUUCGAGUGAACGGCAAAUCAGAAUAGAGUCAUGUUUAACAUCAAGAGAAAGCUCCCACUUUCCAGCAGAAUCCAUUUGGACAUUGAGUUUAUUCUAUAUUCAAGGCGCAUUAUCCUUUAUUGCGGAUACCUUUUCAUACCACUAGUUUUCCUCCCCCUGACUCUCAGUCUGAAGAAGGGACUCGAUCCGAAAUGUCACCUGUUCCUUUUUUCCAGAAAUGCAUCCUGACUCACUGAGUUACUGCAGCAUUUUGUGUCUAUCUUCGGUGUAAACCAGCAUCUGCAGUUCCUUGUAGGACCGGCAGCAUCCCUGGAGAUAAGGAAUGGGUGACAUUUUGAGUCGAGAUCCUUCUUCGGACUGACCAGCAUCUGCACUUCCUUCCCACACAUCCGUUAUCCUGGUCUCUCUUGUGAAACCCUCAUCUCACCAAACCCUCAUUGCCUUGAAAUAGGAGUCAUUAAUUAAAUGCAGUAAAGAGUUUCAUUAACAACAAAUAGUUUGGCUGCUUCUUCUUUGGUUGGGCUAUUUGACGCAGGAAUUGAUACUGUAGUAUUUGAAUAAAAUGACCAUUUAUUUAAUUCGGAAUUUUUGAUCGUCCUUAUCAGCUUGGUUGGACCACCAAAGGAAAAGUGUGGUUAGUUGAGGUUGGUGGUGGUUUGGGGAGGAGGGAAGGUAUCGUACAUGGGGCGGCAUGGUGGUGCAGCGGUAGAGAUGCUGCCUCACGACGUCAGAGACCCAGGUUCGAUCUUGACCUCAAGCUGCCACAGAAUGUAGUUGAGGCCAGUUCAUAGGCUAUAUUUAAGAGGGAGUUAGAUGUGGCCCUUGUGGCUAAAGGGAUCAGGGGGUAUGGAGAGAGAGCAGGUACAGGACACUGAGUUGGAUGAUCAGCCAUGAUCAUAUCGAAUGGCGGUGCAGGCUCGAAGGGCCGAAUCGCCUACUCCUGCACCUAUUUUCUAUGUUUCUAUGUUUCCAUGUCUGUGCGUAGUUUGAACGUUCUCCCUGUGACUGCGCUGGUUUCCUCCGGGUGCUCUGAUUUCCUCCCACAUCUGAAAGACGUGCAGGUUUGUAAGGUUAAUUGGCUUCUGUAUAAAUUGUCCCUAGUGUGUAGGAUCGAACUAGUGUAUGGGUGAUUGUUGGUUGGCUUGAAUUCGGUGGGUCGAAAGGCCUGUAUCUCUAAACUAAACUAAAAUCAAAUGAAAAGUUCAAUGUUGUUGAACUUUGGGACAGGUUGUAAGGAAAGAGUUCAGAGGUCACCGAGGAAAUUAGAAAUUUCAAAUUUGGCCUCAAAACAGGAAUGACCUCAGAAUGGUUAAAUAGGGGAACAAUCUGCAAAUUUCAAUCAAUGAAAGGAGAGUUUAGUUUAGUUUAGUUCAGAGAUACAGCGUGGGGAAAGGCCCUUCGGCCCACUGAGUCCGCACCGACUAGCGAUCACCCAUAUAUUAGUUCUAUCCUACACUCUAGAGACAAUUUCCUGAAGCCAAUCAGCCUACAAACCUGCACAUCUUUGUAAUAUGAGAGGAAACUGGAGCACCCGGAGAAAACCCACGGGGAGAACAUGCAAACUCCACACAGACAGCACCCGUUGUCAGGAUUGAACCCGAGUCUCAGGCGCUGUGUGGCAGCAACUCUACUGCUGCACCACUGUGUCAAUGUUGAGAUGUUAAUUUUAAACCUGUGAUUGUUAUAUUCUAUGCAAAUAUAUGUAUAUCAGGCAUUCAAGGUAACAACACUAAUUUGGAAAAUCUGACCCUGAAGGGGAAGAUUAACAUACCAGGUUGUGCAAAUGUGCGUAGCUGCACGAUUUAACUGAUGGACUUACAGUUCUUAGGUAUGCAUUCUUGUACGAUGCUCACUGGAUGAAGUGGGAUUCCUCAGUGUGUGGUAACAGGCCCCAUUCAUCAGCCUCCAGUCUUUCAAUUGACCCAGAACUUUGAACCAUUUCCCACAGCGGUGGGUUCAGAUUCUCACCACUCUGUCAAAUCCUGCAAGCAUCUAACACAUCUUGAUUUCAUCACCCCCGUCAUCCUUUGCAUUCAAGUAAAUACAGACCAGAACCUGCCCUGUAAAUUAACCCUUUUAGCCCCAGUAACAUUUUAAGAUGGUGGUGCUGCCUUAGCAGCUGCGGCUCGCCUGCAGUCCGUCUGUUUUGUUUCUUUUUUGUUGUUGUUCUUUUGUCCUGUUUUAGUUCAUCUUUGGUUUAUUAGGUUGUGUAUGUGUGUGGGUGGGGGGAGAAACAUGUUUUUGGUCUCUUCCUUCAGGGGGGGAUGCGACUUCUCUUGUCGUAUCCCCGCCCCCGUCUCCGCCGAGGCCUAAUAGCGGAGCCUGGGCAGCGGCAGCGGCGACCUGGCCUCGGAGAUGGGGCAGUGUUCCGGCGGCAGCGGCCACCCGACCCGAACGCGGGCCCAGUGUCGGGAGCUCGCAGGUCACAGGUUGCGGACCUGUUCUCCGGAGCUCCCGCAACAACAGCUGCGUCCGCUGGACUGGAGGGCCGCAGCUUCGGCAGCUUCGACCUCCCCGGGCCGCGGAGUUGAACCGGCCCGUUUGCGGAGCUCGGAUUCAGCCGCGGGACUGACAUUACUUACCAUCGCCCGGCGGGGUCACAACAUCUGAAGCCUGCAUCGCCUCGACGCAGAGGGAGAAUAAGAAGGGAUGAGACAAAGACUUAAGAUAUUUGCCUUCCAUCACAGUGAGGAGGUGUCUGGUGAACUCACUGUGGUGGAUGUUAAUUUGUGUUUAUUGUGUGUUUUUUGUCAUUUUGUACUAUAUGUAGGACUGCAAGGCAACAAAAUUUUGUUCAGACCGCAAGGUCUGAAUGACAAUAAAGGCUACUUUUGACUUUUGACUUUAAUGAAGUGGUUCGUAAGGUCAUAAGUCACAGGAGCCGAAUUAGGCCAUUCGGCUCAUCGAGUCUACCCCGCCAUUCAAUCUUAGCUUACCCUCUCAACCCCAUUCUCCUGCCAUCUCCCCAUCACCCUUGACACACUUACUAUCAAGAAUCUGUCAAUCUCUGCCUUAAAAAUAGCCGUCUAUGGCAAUGAAUUCCAGAGAUUCACCACCCUCUGACUGUAGAAAUUCCUCCUCAUCUCUUUUUCCGUAGGUACAUCCUUUAUUCUGAAGCUGUGUCCUUUAGUCCUAUACUCUCCCACCAGUGGAAAUAUCCUCUCCACAUCCACUCUAUCCAGGUCUUUCACUAUUCGGUAAGUUUCAAUGAGGUCCCCCCUUAUCAUUCUAAACUCCAGUGAGUACAGGCCCAGUGCAGUACUCCCUCAGUGGGAAGAGAUGCUGCUCUGUCAAAGUUACUAACUUCCAUAUUAGUUUCGAGAUACAGCGAUGAAACAGGCCCUUCGGCCCACCGAGUCCACACCGACCAGCGAUCACCCGUACACUAGCUCUACCCUACACACAAGGGACAAUUUACAGAAGCCAAUUAACCUACAAACCGGCACGUGUUUGAAAUGUGGGAGGAAUCCAGUGCAGCUGGAGAAAACCUAUGUCACGUGGUCACAGGGAGAACGCACAAAGUCCGUGCAGACAGCAACAGUGGAUCGAACCCCUGUUUCUAGCGCGGUAAGGCAACAACUCUACCACUCCUCCACUGUGCCGCCCUGUGAGAUGUUAAAUUGAAGUCCUGCCUUCUCUCUCGGAUGGACUUUGAAUGGGGAAAUUGUUCAUCAGAUCUGCUCCAUCUGAACUUUCUCUGUAGCUGUAACACUAUAUA